This is a messenger RNA of Didymodactylos carnosus, 384 nucleotides long. The record is from the annotation of a GenBank genome assembly. NCBI's taxonomy places the organism in Eukaryota, Metazoa, Rotifera, Eurotatoria, Philodinida, Philodinidae.
AUGCGUGGUGGACGUGGGAUCUAUUAUUGGGCUGGUGGUGAUAAGUAUGUUGGUGAAUUUAAAGAUGGUAAGUUCUGUGGGGAGGGUAUAAAAUAUUUUGCAGCUGGAAAUAAAUAUGAAGGAAGUUGGACGAAUGAUCAACAGGAAGGACACGGGAAAUUUACAUUUAAAUCAGGUGAUCGUUAUGAAGAAAAUCGGAAUAAAGGGCACAGAUCUGGGAAAGGUAUUUAUAACUUUGCAAAUAGAAAUAAGUACGAUGGAGACUGGAAAGACGGAGUAAAACAUGGUAGUGCAGUGUUUACUUUUCCUGAUGGAACGGUUAAAGAAACAACAUUGGAAAAUGGAAAAGAAACAGAAGAAGAAGAAAACAUAGAUUUAAACUAG